Messenger RNA from Trifolium pratense (red clover), 1742 nucleotides. Its product is annotated as nucleolin-like. Lineage: Eukaryota; Viridiplantae; Streptophyta; Magnoliopsida; Fabales; Fabaceae. The transcript is spliced from 3 exons. Bases 476 to 1438 code for a protein of 320 amino acids. The record is from RefSeq and is a predicted model, not a curated record.
UUCUUGUUUUUCAUUUCGUUAUCUUCUUCUCCGUCUGUGUGUUUAUAACCCUAGCUGGGAAGAAAACAACUCUCUCUCUCUCUCUCUCUGCAUCUCACUCAAUUUCUUCCUCUUUUCAUUCAUUCAAUUCUUCUCUGUUUUUCUUCAAACCCUAAUCUCGAUUUCACUUUCUCACUCAAACUUAACGUCGAUUUUACAAUCCGCCGUUUUCCCCAAUUCGUAGAUCUCAAAUUUCUUUUCUUUUUUAUUUAUUAAAUCUUUCAACCAGGUUACAAUUUCAAUAUCAAUCGAUAAUAAUUUAUCGAUUUUUUUGCCUAAUUUCUUCAAUUUUGAGAUAGAUACAAGUCGAUUUCGUCACUAUUUUGAUUUGAACCGACAAUAAUUAAAACUGCGAGAUUAAGCGUUAAAAGUUGAAAAUUUGGAGUCAUAGUUAUAGAUAGAUUAAUCAGUAAAAAAAAAGCGGUUUUUGUUGACAAUGGUUGGUGGUGGAAGCAGAAGAGACGAUGGUUCAUUGGUGAUUAAAAACACCAACGUUUUUGCUGCUCUUGAUACUCUUAAGAAGAAGAAGAAAUCUGAUAAGGAUAAGAAGAAUAAGGCUUCCAAAUCUACCAAAUUGGAAUCUGAAUCCGAAUCUCAGGUUUUUUGGGCUCCGGCGCCGUUGAAUGCAACUUCAUGGGCUGAUGUUGAUGACGAUGAUGACUAUUAUGCAACCACUGCACCGCCUCAGAAUGUUUGGACUGCUUCUGAUUCUCAUCACACUGAGGAUAAACCAGACAAUUUUGAGGAUUCUGAGAGUGAGGAGGAUUUAUUAGAUGAAGGUGAUGAGGAGGUUGAGGAGGAGCACGAGCAUGAAUCAGAAUCAGAGCACACUGUGAUAUCUGAACCCGAGGUUAAGAAGCAGGCUGAAGUUCCAGUGGCACCAAAGGAGGCUGAACGACAACUCUCCAAAAAGGAAAGGAAGAAAAAGGAACUUGAAGAGCUCGAGGCUCUUUUGGCUGAUUUUGGAGUCCAACCGAAAGAAAGUAAUGAUGGUCAAUCUCAAGAUGAAUCGCAAGGCGCACCUCAGGAUAAGAAAGGUGUUGAAGGGGAUGUAGAUGGUGAAAAGAAAGAAGCCACUGCUGAGUCCAAGAAUGCCAAAAAGAAGAAAAAGAAGGACAAGGGUUCUAAGGAGGUGAAAGAAUCUAAUGGUCAGCCCAACAGCUCAGAAACAAACAACGGAACUGAUUUGGCCACAGGCACAGAAAAUGAAGAGGAGCCAUCUGUUGUUGACGUGAAAGAGCGUCUUAAGAAAGUUGCUUCUAUGAAGAAGAAGAAAUCCAGCAAAGAAAUGGAUGCUGCUGCUAGAGCUGCUGCUCAAGAGGCUGCUGCAAGGAACGCAAAGCUUGCUGCUGCAAAGAAAAAGGAGAAGAACCAUUAUAACCAACAACCUGUGCGGUAAAAGAAUCUUGUUCUCCUUUACAUCAAUACAGGAAUUUGUAUUCCUUGUUCAUACGAUGAUGCCGAAUAAACAGUUGGCUUUAGGUUCUUGGUGCCUAUUACUAGUCGUUUUUCAGCGGACCUGAGAUAUUGUCUUAAACUUUUUUGGAUUUGUGCUGUUUUAUUGUUAUAGAUUGACAUUUUGGCACAGAAAAUUUUAGUUUUAAAAAUUAUAUGAACUACCUUUUUUGUGUACUGAGGUUCUUUAUGGCCUUGUUGUGGCGGAUCAAUUAGUUUGGACUGAGAAGUUGAAGUUUACUCUUGAA